CCGGUCAAACAUGUUCAUAACUUAUGAGUAUAUAUAUAUCGAGUGCUUAACAUAACCAGAAAUCCAACAGCUCCAACCACAAUUUACACAUCAACACAGAAACAACAGUUUCAAAAGCUAAACUAUCAACUAAUUCUUUUUUUAAAACAGAAAAUCACUACCACAUCAACAAUAUGUGCUACCGAAUAAUCACUCACACUAUGCGCUGCGAUGCGCGACCCGUCAUUUCUGAUGGUAGCAAGGUGUACACUGACCCUUUCGCCUAUCCCCUCCCAUGCAGCUGCGGCCCUGAGCACUUCGUCCCAAGUUACCUUCGAUGCGAUGAUCAUGGCUGCUGUAUGAAGAAGGUCAGCAUGGAUUGGUGUCCCCACGUCGCUGAUUGCAACGAGGUCUACGAAGUUCAUCGCUAUGUCCAGUCUCAUCGUCAACCACGAAAUAUCUGGGGUCCCAUUAACAUGGCCGGCGACAGCUUCAAUUCUCUCUGGAGUCUUCCCAUGAUUCAGGAGAAGCAAAAGACUUGGGACCAUCUUCCGGAUUUGGAGAACUGUCUCUUCAUUGAAAAGAUGCCACACUUGACGGCUGUCCCACCUUCUUUUUGUAAGGCUGUUGAGAACCUUGCCAACACUGGCCGUCUCAUUGUCCAGACACAAGAUCAGCUGGGUGCUCUUCGCAACGAAGUCGCUGUUCGCCGAACCAUGCACGAUGCUUUCCACGGAGAGGCUUGCUCGCGUGUGCUUAAUGAGUGGGAGUGCCUUCUCCAAGGACCUAUGGUAACUGGAGAACUGCUUGAAAAGCAAAUGGUUAAGAACCUUGUGAAGCAGCAGGAGAUCUUCAACACAUGCUGGACCUUCAUUCAGAGCAUGAUGUGGUCUCGUCAAGUGGGCAAAGACCUUAUGAUCCAGAAUGUACCAGUCGUUUGGGAUCAGUAGAAAGAACCUGGGUCGUCUCCUUUGGGUGUUUGGCGGUUGAAUUUAGAAUGCAUUUUUUUGAGUUGGCGUUUGGGAUAGGGAAAGGUUAAUUUCGACAAUAGAGGAGGGUAUAGAGAAUAACGAAUUUGGACCUCGUUUUAUAUAACAAUCGUUCGGGUCACAAUGACAACGUAAAUAUCCUAAAUAG
This is a messenger RNA of Fusarium oxysporum Fo47, 1116 nucleotides long. RefSeq lists its product as uncharacterized. The record is from RefSeq and is a predicted model, not a curated record. Lineage: Eukaryota; Fungi; Ascomycota; Sordariomycetes; Hypocreales; Nectriaceae. The transcript has a single exon. The coding region runs from base 174 to 929 and encodes 251 amino acids.